GGGUUGCACAAGUCCCUGCCAUGGCAGCAGCGGAGGGGAAGGACCCGCUAGGCUUCUUCGCGGCGUACGGUAGCGACAACAGCUCGAGUGCCGGCUCGGAUACCGAGGACGAGGAAGGCUCGGGCCGAGGGGCCAAGGCGUCUUCACAGCAGCCCCAGAACGGCAUCCCCGAAAGGAAAUCGCGCUUGCCUGGGCCCGACGAGCUCUUCCGCAGCGUGAAUCGACCGGCUUUCCUCUAUAAUCCGCUGCAUAAGGAGAUCGAUUGGGAGAGUCGCGUCGUGCGAGCUCCCGAAGAGCCUCCUAAGGAAUUCAAGGCAUGGACCACAAAUGCUGUGCCUCCCCCGGAGAUUUACGCUGUCAAAGAAAAAAAGCCGCCACCUCCUCCAGAACGUGAUAUGGCAAUCAAAUGGUCAAAUAUCUAUGAAGAUAAUGGAGAUGAUGCUCCAAAGCAUGUAAACAAUGUACAUUUCUUACCAGAAGAAGAACAAGAACACGUUGAGUCAGAUGGUGAAAAAGAUGAACCCAGCUCAUUUAAGAAACGCAAAUUAAACCCUGACGAGCAGCCAAAGAAGAAAAAGCAGUGAAGAAUUGGAUAAAGACUCAUUAAUUUAUCAAUGUCCAAGUUCUGAUCUGGUUGAUGUUUGAUAUAAAUGUCAAGUCUAUUAAUGCAAAUGUUUCUAGUGGAAACCUUUUAAUUGCAACACUUUUUAAACAUGUUGUGGUAAUACAGUAUUUUUGCUCAUACAGAUUUUGGAAGUUUGUCAUAUUCUCUUCCUGCUUAAAACAAAAUUCUUGUGACACUAACAACCUUAACAUACAUGUUAUAAAUUUGUUGGCAUUUAAACUUUAAUAUUUGGAGCAAUAAGCAAAUAUUAUGAAACCUACUACAUAUGAACAAUGAUGAUAUGUGAAAUGUAAAUGUAAUAACUGUUUACUGAGCUACUAUUGUGAUAGAUUUUUUUUCUUCUUAAUAAAAACGCCAUUUUGGGGGGAGGGAGAGUUUUUAACUGCAUUGUGGUGAAAAUGAUUUUUUUUAAAUGUUUGUAAAUAGUUUACUAAAAUAAAGCUGCAUGUGUCAAAGGUACAUUUAUUACAAAUUUCACCGAUUGAAAUUGUAACUGAAAACUGUAUUCCUCUGUAGUGUUAGACAAACAUGUAUUUAUAUAAGAUGAAUUAGUGAUAGCUUGGAGACUAAAUUCACAAAUAUUUUGCUUCAUAGUUUCCAAGAGAGCUCAGCAUGAACAGCUUAAUCUAGAAACAGUCUAACAGCCAUACAAAUAUAAGUAUGAUUUUAAUGAGAUAGAAAAUAUUCUCAUGAUUGAGACAGGAUUGAAGUUAGAUUUUUUUCCUACAUCACUUGUCUUUUCCCUUGAGACCUGUCUUGGCCUGCAAUUGUGGAUCAAAUCUUUGGUAUUUACACAGAAUUUCUGGCUGUGAACCUAUUUGUUUUAUAUACUGUUCCUUUGGUUUUAUAUUGCAAAUUGACUUGCUGUUGUCCAAUAAUUAUCCCAAGAUUAUUUAGGCAAUUUUGAUAAAGUACUGAAAUAUCUCUUUGAAAGUGAUUGCCCCUGGUUUACAUCUUAGAAAUUUCAUGGCUACUUCCCAUAAUAUGAGUUAAUUCUAUGGGAUUAACUCAUACAAUGGUUUACUCAAGGCUUUCUAAUGGUUUUUGUUUCAGUUCAUAUUUAGGUUAUUUGCUCUACAAAAUAUCUCCAAGCUCUGAUUUUGAAGUUGCAGUUUUCUUGUUAUAUUUCCAAUUUUAAUUUUUAGUAUAUCAGUCUUAAAAGGUUUGUUUUUCUGUUUAAACCAUAUUAAGAAGAGAUUGAGCAAUUAACAAUAUUCAUGGGCACAGUUCAAGUAAUUUGAAAAAAAUAUUUGAUAUUUCUCUCCUUUUUAUACUCUCGCAUAUAAAAUAAACUGUUUCCACUUUGGUGGUAUAUGAAAUAGAACUUCUUUCAUACUGUAUCCCAUUUUUGGGAUACAAUUCUAUAUGAAAUAGAAAUAAAAUUAUAUAUAGGAGGAGGAUUAAGAUGCUUCAAUUGUUGAUUGACAAAGAAAAAUACAUCAAUAUAUAGCGUUCCAGGGACUAUUUCUUCUAUAUGUUUGAUGUGAUGUUUUUAUAUAUAUUGUACCUAUAUAUUUUCUGAAGUGAAUUGUUUUUAAACAGGUAAAAAUUAUCCUGUUGAAUCU
Molecule: messenger RNA, 2190 nt
Organism: Protobothrops mucrosquamatus (brown spotted pit viper)
Lineage: Eukaryota; Metazoa; Chordata; Lepidosauria; Squamata; Viperidae
Gene: CUNH1orf52
Product: chromosome unknown C1orf52 homolog
Exons: 3
Coding region: 21-584 (187 amino acids)
Source: RefSeq, a predicted model, not a curated record